Molecule: messenger RNA, 918 nt
Organism: Coccomyxa subellipsoidea C-169
Lineage: Eukaryota; Viridiplantae; Chlorophyta; Trebouxiophyceae; Coccomyxaceae
Exons: 5
Coding region: 1-918 (305 amino acids)
Source: RefSeq, a predicted model, not a curated record
AUGCAGCCUCAUCGCCGCAUCCAGCCAGACAAGUUCAGCCACGACGCGGUUCUCAGCGAGCCGCUCUUCUUCAGGCACCUCACGGACGCCGGCGGGAAGCCUCUUGCCUGGGAGGACUGGGCCGGGCUAGACCUUGUCAGGAUCAGUUAUCUUUGCCACCUGUCGAGCGGCCCGGAGCACCAGCACAGCGCCAUCCGCCAUCGCCUGCCGACUCUUCUCGCCGCUCUGCCAGCGUCCUGGAGGCAGCUCUUUCAGUCCCAUCCAGCAGCGGCCCUGUGGCAGGCGUAUCCUGAUCCGCCGGCGUUGGUGCAGCACUGGCACAUCACUUGGCUCUGGCACCCGCGCACUUGGAAGCGCCAGCAGCCUGGAGCACAGGAGCAAGAGGAGGACGCUCUGGUGCCCCUGGCCGCAGCACCCACGCUGUGCUCCACAGGAUCAGCAAGUGUACUCGACCCGCUGCGGCCGGCCAUCUUGGCCGAUACCACGGACGAUCAGCGCAACGGUCUUGAGGCACGCCGGCAGUCCAGAGCAGCGGCAACGGGCACAGGGACUGGGGUCCUGGAAAAGCGGCCCUGGGGGGAGCCCGACCCCUCCUCCUACGCAGCAUGGAUGCGCCCGUUGCGGCAGCGACCAGCUCCGUGGCGGGACGGGGCGGGAUCGCCAGGGGAGCCCGCGCUGCCUCGCAGCCCAGACCUGCUGCUGGCAGAUGACACUAGGGUGUCGGAGCCGCCGCGGCAACUCAGGCCUCUCUGGCAGCGCCUCCGCUUAGGAAGGCUCUCCUGGCCGAUUUUGCGACUUGCCUCCACCAACAUACGGCUGUCAGCGGGCGUGCUCAGCGACUGGCUCCGGGGACGCGACCCCACACUCAGCCGGGAAGAAGAGUCCACAGCGCACUGGUGCCACCGCAGAGUCCUCUGA